CUCCAAUUCUGCGCGGUGCAGGACGGACGUCAUUAGUUAAACACUAAUUGAACUCGGACCACGCGACCAUCUUAGGAUCCGUAACCUAUGUUACUUCCUGACACAUCGAAUCGGAUACCAUGACUACAUCAACGCUCGAAGCGGACGGACCGUCUGCCUUUGAGCAUGCUCCGGCCGUUUCCCGGACUCAAUGGUGGUGCUCUUUAGAUGGGGGAUGGUACUCAACAGAGCAUUCGAAGGAUAAGCCUCAAGCGCCAAAAGUUACUCGCUUCCUUGUGAAGGACUCGUUCGGCAGGAAAGGCGGCUCGUAGCUCUACCACUGAGGAUCGAAGUUCUCUUAACAAGGGUCUGGCUCUUUGUGACACUUGAUGAUCUUUGACCGAAGUCCUACAUCCCAUCCAUCUUAGAUGUACGACGAGGUAGGACAAGGUGGGUAGGAAUGUUCGAGGCAUAUACGUUUGUCUGCCCAUGCCCCUGGAAGGCUCUCUACCCUCUGAAUGCCAUAUAGCGUCAGACAUGGAGUAAGUUGCACGGAUAUUAAUCUCAGGGAAGGUCA
Messenger RNA from Canariomyces notabilis, 556 nucleotides. RefSeq lists its product as uncharacterized. NCBI's taxonomy places the organism in Eukaryota, Fungi, Ascomycota, Sordariomycetes, Sordariales, Chaetomiaceae. Bases 120 to 311 code for a protein of 63 amino acids. The transcript is spliced from 2 exons. The record is from RefSeq and is a predicted model, not a curated record.